Messenger RNA from Bombus terrestris (buff-tailed bumblebee), 802 nucleotides. It is a transcript of the gene amrt, whose product is annotated as TM2 domain-containing protein CG11103. The coding region runs from base 144 to 704 and encodes 186 amino acids. The transcript is spliced from 3 exons. Lineage: Eukaryota; Metazoa; Arthropoda; Insecta; Hymenoptera; Apidae. The record is from RefSeq and is a predicted model, not a curated record.
AACAACCUCAAUCCAAUAGAAUAAUUCUCGUACACAAUUAUAUAUGCUAUCCAACACGACUUAUACGAUUGAAGGUGUACUUUAUCGGUGUGUUCUGGUAAACUUUGAACAGAAGUGCAUUUAAACAUGUCAAACUCGGCAAGAUGAGGUUACGAUAUUCGGUUUUAUUUUUACUUUGUCUCUUGUGGGAUUUACGAAUAUGUUCGGGAACCAUGUCAGUAAAUAAUACCACAGACUUCCAGCAAGAGUACAGACCCGAAGGUCCAUUGGUAAUGUGCAAAUUUCUGCCAAAAGAAUUUAUAGAAUGUGAAGAGCCGAUUGAUCAUAAAGGUAAUAAAACUGCCAAAGAUGAAACUGGAUUUGGUUGUGUAAAGUUUGGAGGUUCCAAGUAUGAGGAUGUUGAAAAAACUAAAGUGUCAUGUACUGUAUUACCUUAUAUUGAGUGUUAUGGACCCAGGACAUUUAAUCGGGAAGGAGUUCCUUGUAUAAAAUAUAGUGAUCAUUAUUUUACUACUACUUUACUAUAUAGUAUUCUGUUAGGUUUCUUGGGUAUGGAUCGGUUUUGUUUAGGACAAACUGGUACUGCUGUUGGCAAAUUAUUGACAUUGGGAGGAGUAGGUGUAUGGUGGGUUUUUGAUGUAAUUCUGUUAGUCACAGGUUCUUUACAACCUGAAGAUGGCAGUAAUUGGAAUCCUUACGUAUAACAUACCAAACAGAAGAAACAAAUUCCAAAUCUGUAAAAUAAAAUCAAGUGUUUUGUAUGCUAUCCUUUUUAAAUAAAUAUUCAAUAAUUUCGAAUUUA